Acanthoscelides obtectus is the source of this 489-nucleotide messenger RNA. The record is from the annotation of a GenBank genome assembly. NCBI's taxonomy places the organism in Eukaryota, Metazoa, Arthropoda, Insecta, Coleoptera, Chrysomelidae.
AUGAUGGGACUUACCCAGAUCCUCGGUGUGCAUGGGAUGGAAGGUCUCCGGAGGGUGAGAAGACUGGAUGAGUCUUGCUUGGCUGCCGGUGCUGCCUGCAGACAGGGUAGACGUGGUGCUGCAAAAGGUCGGGGGGUUUUGGUUCGGCCACCCACUGAGGAGAACAGGCACAGAGUACUGCAGUCUAUUGCAGUCUUUGUAAACAACCACUACAACUCUUCCAUAAUUUCAUUUGGGCAAGGCCCAAGUCUUGAAUAUAUAUGGUUGAAGGUGCAUCUUCUAAAACAAAAAAUUGCUAUUGGUAUAUUCUAUCGGCCCCCACAUAGCUCUGUUACAGAAGCCGGUAAUACCUUUGAUAACAUGUUGCCUGCCAUAUUAGCUGAAUAUGAUGAUAUCAUUCUUGAAGGGGAUAUCAAUGUUAAUUUGCUUUUAGUUUGUAACAACUUGACUAAAUGCCUUGAUUCUUAUAAUCUGGAACAGGAAAGCUGA